Molecule: messenger RNA, 3078 nt
Organism: Tribolium madens (black flour beetle)
Lineage: Eukaryota; Metazoa; Arthropoda; Insecta; Coleoptera; Tenebrionidae
Gene: Tps1
Product: alpha,alpha-trehalose-phosphate synthase [UDP-forming]
Exons: 5
Coding region: 294-2780 (828 amino acids)
Biological process (GO): trehalose biosynthetic process
Cellular component (GO): alpha,alpha-trehalose-phosphate synthase complex (UDP-forming); cytosol
Molecular function (GO): catalytic activity
Source: RefSeq, a predicted model, not a curated record
CGCAUUUGUGACAACUUUAUCGAUUUUAUUAAUCCAAAAUUCCUUGGCGAUGAGCAAAGCUCUACCUCCAACUUAGCUGGAGGGUCCUUUGGCUUUAGAAAGUCUAGAAUAAGUCUAGAGUAUUCGAUCGGGAUUGUCAGUAAUAUUCCGCGCACCUUACGCGCAGACUCAUCUACCAUCAGGGAACCAAAGAAACCAUCAAGCUCAACGAGUGAAUUGAGUUUACCGGCCGGUAGUUUGGAAACGCUGAAAUACUUGUGAAAUAUACCAGUUUUGAACGCACCGACGAAAAUAUGGGACUGUGGAGACGCUUGCCGAGAGUUCCUUCCGAGAACAACUUUGACAAUGUCGUCGCCUCCUCCGGGAGUAUGAUCGUGGUGUCGAAUCGACUACCCUUCGUUUUGAAAAGAGAUGCCAAUGGCAAACUUGUACGAAAAGCCAGCGCCGGUGGUUUGGUUACGGCUGUAGCUCCGGUUGUCAUCAAUGGUAAUGGUUUUUGGGUUGGUUGGCCUGGAAUUCAUCUCACCGAUCCCAACGAACCUAUCCCGGAAUCGGAUCCGGGUGAUAUCACGCCUACGGCAGGUCUCAAAUCGGAAAAAGUUGUUGCUGUUCAAAUAGAUUCGGCAGUCUUUGAUUCUUACUACAAUGGCUGCUGUAAUGCCACUUUCUGGCCCUUAUUUCACUCGAUGCCGGACAGAGCGACGUUUAAAAGAGAACAUUGGCAGUGCUAUAGUGCUGCUAAUAAAGAAUUCGCUGCUUGUACUAUGAAGGCGUUGAAAUCUCUUCCGAAAAAGACCGGGAAUGACGUACCUUUGAUUUGGAUUCACGAUUACCACUUAAUGUUAGCGGCAAUUUGGGUGAGACAAUGGGCCGAAGAAGAAGGGAUUAAUUGCAAACUGGGAUUCUUUCUCCACAUUCCGUUUCCACCUUGGGAUAUUUUCCGGUUGUUCCCAUGGUCGGAUGAAGUCCUUCAAGGGAUGCUGGCUUGUGACAUGGUUGGAUUUCACAUCACUGAUUACUGUUUGAAUUUCGUCGAUUGUUGUCAACGAAAUUUGGGAUGUCGUGUCGAUAGAAAAAAUCUUCUGGUUGAACAUGGUGGAAGAUCGGUGAGAGUUCGACCUUUGCCCAUUGGAAUCCCAUUUGAGCGAUUUGUCGAGCUCUCCGAAAAAGCACCAAGAGUCUUAUCAACAAACCAAAGAAUUGUUUUAGGAGUCGAUAGACUCGAUUACACAAAAGGACUAGUACAUAGACUGAUGGCUUUCGAGAAGUUACUUGAAAAUCAUCCCGAACACAAAGAAAAAGUUUCUCUUUUACAAAUCUCAGUUCCGUCUCGCACCGACGUUAAAGAGUAUCAAGAUCUGAAAGAAGAAAUGGACCAAUUGGUCGGUCGAAUUAACGGUAAAUUUACAACACCCAAUUGGUCACCUAUUCGUUACAUCUACGGGUGUGUGAGUCAAGACGAACUAGCAGCGUUUUAUAGAGACUCUGCUGUGGGGCUAGUGACCCCUCUUCGCGACGGAAUGAAUUUAGUAGCCAAAGAAUUUGUAGCAUGCCAAAUCAACACACCUCCAGGUGUCCUCAUAGUCUCUCCUUUUGCCGGUGCCGGAGAAACUAUGCACGAAGCUCUUAUCUGCAACCCUUACGAAAUCAACGACGCUUCAGAAGUCAUACAUCGGGCUCUGACGAUGCCCGAAGAUGAGAGGAUCCUUCGAAUGAACUAUCUGCGAAGACGUGAAAAACUCAACGAUGUUAACUAUUGGACCAAAUCGUUUUUGUCGGCUAUGGGCUCUCUAAUAACUCAGGAGGAUCAUGACGAUAUCGGAACCACAUCAAUGCCUGCGGUGACUCUUGACGAUUUUGAUGAAUACCUCGCAAAGUAUAUUGGGAAUACACACAAACUGGCCUUGCUAUUGGAUUAUGAUGGUACUCUGGCCCCGAUUGCUCCUCACCCAGACCUUGCCAUCCUCCCUCCCGAAACCAAAAACGUCCUCCAAAGACUAUCGAAUAACUCCGACGUUUAUAUCGCUAUUAUUUCCGGCCGAGAUGUGAAUAACGUGAAGCAAAUGGUCGGUAUUGAGGGUAUAACCUACGCCGGUAAUCACGGCUUGGAGAUUUUACAUCCCGACAAUACGAAAUUCGUGCAUCCUAUGCCGACCGAAUUCCGCGAUAAAGUUGGCGAGUUGUUGCGUCAAUUGCAGGAAAAAGUGUGUCGCGAUGGCGCUUGGGUGGAGAAUAAAGGGGCUCUUUUGACAUUCCAUUUCCGUGAAACUCCGGCACAUAUUCGACCGCAGUUGGCCGAAGAAGCCAAGCGUUUGAUCGAAGAGGCAGGAUUUAAGGCCGUGAAGGCUCAUUGUGCUAUCGAAGCCAAACCUCCGGUUCAGUGGAAUAAGGGAAGAGCGUCUAUUUAUAUUCUGAGAACUGCUUUUGGAGUAGAUUGGAGCGAAAGGAUCAGGAUUAUAUAUGCAGGGGAUGAUACGACAGACGAAGAUGCUAUGCAGGCUUUGAAAGGUAUGGCAGCGACAUUUAGAGUUACGUCAUCGUCGAUUGUCAAAACUUCGGCCGAACGCCGUUUACCGUCUACAGAUUCGGUUUUGACGAUGUUGAAAUGGGUGGAGAGACAUUUGAGUCGUAGAAAGCCCAGCAUCGAUCCUAAUAAUUACCGAAGGAAUUCUUUAGCAAAACAGGGUGCUGUUCAAAUGGAAAUGUCUUAUACAAAUACGCAUCAAAGGAACGGAAAUUCGGCAAGAAUUUCUACCACAGACUCGACAGAAUCGCACUAAUUUAAUGUAUAGUAAUAGGAUAAAUAGGCUUUUCAAAUAAUUGUAACCCAGAAGACUUGGAAUGUACCUACCAGAGAUAUUUUUUGAAUGCGCUAAAAUACACUUUUUGUCAAUAUCUGACUUGAAAACACUACUUAGCUCAUAGUUUCGUAUAUAUUUUUAUUUUUUAGUUUUAUUUAUUUAUACUCUUAGAAAACAUACGCAUUGAUAGAUUAGACACAAUCACACGAGCGCAUGUUUUUGUGGCAAAUUUGUUACUUUGUGUAAUACGUGUUAAUAAAUCUCUGUAUAGACAGUA